CGCGCUUGUCGUCUCUUCCAUCUCAUUUCCUCUUUUCUUCUUCAGUCUUCAAGACAUCAAAUCCUAGACUCCUUUUCUUGAACCAUUCAAUUUGCCCAAUUGCUUUAUAUUCCAUUUCAAUCUCUUCCAUAUCCUAUAUCAAACCACUUCUGCACUUGAUCCAGAAAAAAAUCUCAGGAGCCUUGUUUAACUUUUUCGCAUAUUUCGCUUAAUAACUGAUUUAACUAUAAUCAACACAGCAAAACUCAGCAAACUUCAAUAUGUUUGGGCUCAAGAAACCUCAUUUUCACCACAGGAUCGCUAAAAACAACUCGGUUGACCCUAACUUGUCUGACAAACAUGCUCCAAACCCGUUCGAUUCUGAUGACGAGUUGGACAAAAAGUCCACCCUAAAACCGUCAAGAACUUCAUCUGAACCUACUGUAUUGGCCCAAGACUCAAGAGCCGCUCUUUUUGAUGACGAUGAGGUUAAAGGGUCAGGCUACAAAGUUAGUUACGCGUCGAGAAACAAAUACAAAAACGAUUUUGUUGAUACUGGUGGAAUAGAGAACCAAGAUGUGCAAGAGUUGGAGCAUUAUGCUGCGUAUAAGGCCGAGGAGACUACAAAAACCGUCAACAGUGCGUUGAAAAUUGCAGAAAACAUUCGCGAAGAUGCCACCAAAACCAUGAUUACGUUGCAUCAACAGGGUGAACAGAUCACCCGGACCCACAUGACUGCUGCUGAUAUCGAUCAGGAUCUUAGCAGGGGUGAGAAGCUUUUGGGAAGUUUAGGGGGCAUAUUCUCGAGAACGUGGAAGCCUAAGAAGGGCAGGGCAAUUACAGGACCAGUGAUCAUGAGAGACGAUCCUGCAAGACGAACGGGUGCCCAUUUGGAACAAAGAGAAAAACUGGGACUUACAGCAACGCCAACUAAGGGACAGCGGCAUUCGAGAACUCCGCCCCAUGAACCCACAAACGCUUUACAGAAAGUCAAGUAUGAGCAAGCAAAGCAAGAUGAUGCCCUCUCAGACUUGAGUAAUAUACUCGGGGAACUUAAGGAAAUGGCGGUUGACAUGGGUUCAGAGAUUGAAAGGCAAAACAAAGCUCUUAACCCACUUGAAGAUGAUGUUGAUGAGGUCACUUCCCGAGUUAGAGGUGCUAAUCAACGUACUCGACGUUUGCUUGGGAAGUAGAUUAAUGAUUCGCGAAUUUUACUUGACGCUUACUUCAUUCCUAGCUUGUGUGAUGUUGAUAAACAUGUGUAUGCCACCAUCAUUCUUUUGAUUGUUUUGAUUUGUUAAUAUAACAAAAACGUAGUCUAUUAACAUGGCAUGCGUUCUUAAUUGGUUUUGACUAGAGCUGGUAAAA
Messenger RNA from Helianthus annuus (common sunflower), 1347 nucleotides. RefSeq names its product SNAP25 homologous protein SNAP33. The coding region runs from base 261 to 1172 and encodes 303 amino acids. Gene Ontology annotation, cellular component: plasma membrane; SNARE complex. The record is from RefSeq and is a predicted model, not a curated record. NCBI's taxonomy places the organism in Eukaryota, Viridiplantae, Streptophyta, Magnoliopsida, Asterales, Asteraceae. Gene Ontology annotation, molecular function: SNAP receptor activity. The transcript has 6 exons.